Neoarthrinium moseri is the source of this 693-nucleotide messenger RNA. RefSeq lists its product as uncharacterized. NCBI's taxonomy places the organism in Eukaryota, Fungi, Ascomycota, Sordariomycetes, Amphisphaeriales, Apiosporaceae. Gene Ontology annotation, molecular function: acyltransferase activity, transferring groups other than amino-acyl groups. The record is from RefSeq and is a predicted model, not a curated record. The transcript has 2 exons. The coding region runs from base 1 to 693 and encodes 230 amino acids.
AUGCCGACCUACAUCGUCGCGCCCUGCAGCGUCGCCGACGGCGCGGCGCUGAGCCGCAACAACAUCUCGGCGUUCUGGCGGGACCCGAACUGGGUCCUGUCGUGGCGGCACAAGACGCUGGAGCAGCACGUCGCCGAGGUCGCCAAGCGGUACCCGCGGAACCUGCUGCGGGACCGCGCGGCCCAGCGCCACCAGAAGGCCGUCGACCCGGCCACCGGCCGCCUGGCCGGCUACGCCCGCUGGGUGCUGCCGCCGUCGCACGCCGGGUUCGCGACGUGGCCCGAGGCCGUGGUCCCCGCGGUCACGGAGGCGGAGGAGGCCGAGAUCGAGCGGGUCGCCGCGACCGCGGUGUGGGACCCGAAUCCCGAGUCCGACGUCCUGGUGGAGCCUAUAAGCAAGAUCAAGAAGGAGAUCCUGGGCCGGAAGCCCUAUCUGCGUCUGGACUACAUGGCCGUCCACCCCGAAAACCAGGGCAAGGGGAUCGCGACCACCUUGGUGGAGAGCGGCAUGGAACAGGCGGACAUGCUUGGGUUGGACAUAUUCGUCCUUGCUUUCCAGGCGGGGAGAGGGGUUUACAAGCGGCUCGGGUUCCGCAUCGAGCAGGAGCUGGUCCAGGAUGAUUCGAUGUAUGGCGGCACUGGCGAGUACGCUGUCUACUUCAUGAUAUACGAACACAAGUCUAGUGGCCCGUAA